Messenger RNA from Cololabis saira (Pacific saury), 5717 nucleotides. RefSeq names its product probable ATP-dependent RNA helicase ddx6. NCBI's taxonomy places the organism in Eukaryota, Metazoa, Chordata, Actinopteri, Beloniformes, Belonidae. Gene Ontology annotation, cellular component: cytoplasmic stress granule; P-body. The transcript has 13 exons. The record is from RefSeq and is a predicted model, not a curated record. Gene Ontology annotation, biological process: cytoplasmic stress granule assembly; P-body assembly. The coding region runs from base 950 to 2407 and encodes 485 amino acids. Gene Ontology annotation, molecular function: mRNA binding; RNA helicase activity; ATP binding.
GGACGGCGACGGUGUUGAUUUAAAGGAAGAAGAAACACAAUAGAGACGAUUUAUAUAAACAGAUUUCCAGCGAAUUCUAAGAGAAAACAUUCAUCUACCGGACACAGAUUAUCGCUUGAGAACCAACGCAGACAUCGAGGUGGUACGGACGAAGUUGUGGGCCCGGAUGUUCUUGAAGGCAGUGGGUUGGUCAUCAGCCACGUUUCCACACUUCGCAGCCCGAGAAGGUCAAACACCUGGAGGACGACGACGACGCACACUGAAGACUCGACAAGGGUGGAAAGCUCCCGAGCUUUGGACUAGUUAACCCUUCGUAGAAUCUUUACCUUUCCACACAUGGAACGACGCGCCUCCGCGCAGUGGAAAUAAGCAGAACUACAGACUACAUGACUUUGGGGACGGACUUGUACAAAGUUGGACAUCCUUUUUUUUUUCAUGAACAGGGAUACUGAGCAGCUUUUAUGGACUCAAAGUGGAGCGCAAAAGUAAAUACUGUGUUGAACUGAAAUUAUAUUGAAGAAGCUAUUCCCCAAGUGCAGAUUGCCUUAGUUGUUCUGUUUCAGGACUUGAGCCGCUUUGAUACUUGUUCACAUAUAAUUUUCUAUAUUGUGGACGAGUAUAUUCAUGCAUAUGAAUGCAAAUUUCUCUUCAUUUUGAAGAGUUGUUGUGUAAAAACUAAUUUUUUGUCGCUUUUGUACGUCAGUCACUCUGUUGUUGAAGGGGACCGAACUGCACGUACGUGUUUAUAUGUAAAUACUACGAUCCGCUUCUGUUGUGAAAGCUUUGGACUUCAAAAAAACAACACAAAAAAAAACUAGACGAUAUCGUUUAAUGCUUUAUUGAACUUUUUUUUUUAUUUUUUGAAGAAAAACAUUUUUAAAAAUCUAAACCUAAGAGGCAAAAAUCUUAGACUCUGAAGGACAAAAGGAGCGAACAGAAGUCAGGAAUAAUGGCGACCGCCAGAACGGAAAGCGCCGGCCCCGUCGUCAUGGCGCUGGGUAAACAGAACGGGCAGCUCCGAGGACAGAGUAAACCCGCCUCGGUCCUGGGGGCGCCCACCUCUCAAGGGAAGGGUCUGGGCGCCCCCCAGAAAGUGGGCGGCGCCCCUCAGGACGGGGGAGGAAUCAAGUUCGGAGACGACUGGAAAAAGAGCCUACAGCUCCCCCCCAAAGACACUAGGGUCCGAACCUCGGAUGUCACGGCCACCAAGGGGAACGAGUUUGAAGAUUACUGUCUGAAAAGGGAACUCCUGAUGGGCAUCUUUGAGAUGGGCUGGGAGAAACCUUCACCGAUCCAGGAGGAGAGCAUCCCCAUCGCGCUGUCUGGGCGGGACAUCCUGGCUCGGGCCAAGAACGGGACGGGGAAAAGUGGCGCCUAUCUCAUCCCGCUGCUGGAGAGGAUAGACCUGAAGAAGGACCACAUACAGGCCAUGGUCAUGGUGCCCACGCGGGAGCUGGCGCUGCAGGUGAGCCAGAUCUGCAUUCAGAUCAGCAAACACCUGGGAGGGGUGAAGGUCAUGGCCACCACUGGCGGCACCAACCUGCGGGAUGACAUCAUGCGCCUGGAUGAGAUCGUGCACGUGGUCAUCGCCACCCCCGGCAGGAUCCUGGACCUGAUCAAGAAGGGCGUCGCCAAGGUGGACCGAGUCAUGAUGAUGGUGAUGGACGAGGCGGAUAAACUGCUCUCUCAGGACUUCGUGGUGCUCAUCGAGGACAUCAUCAGCUUCCUGGCCAAGAACCGGCAGAUCCUGCUCUACUCUGCAACCUUCCCCAUCAGCGUUCAGAAGUUCAUGGCCAAGCACCUUCAGAAACCCUACGAGAUCAACCUGAUGGAGGAGCUGACUCUGAAGGGCAUUACUCAGUACUACGCCUACGUCACCGAGCGGCAGAAAGUCCACUGCCUCAACACACUGUUCUCCAGGCUUCAGAUCAACCAAUCAAUCAUUUUCUGUAACUCCACCCAGAGGGUGGAGCUCUUGGCCAAAAAGAUCACCCAGCUGGGCUACUCCUGUUUCUACAUCCAUGCCAAGAUGAUGCAGGAAUACAGAAACCGCGUUUUUCACGACUUCAGAAAUGGUCUCUGCAGAAACCUCGUCUGCACCGAUCUCUUCACCAGAGGAAUCGACAUCCAGGCUGUGAAUGUGGUCAUCAACUUCGACUUCCCCAAGAACGCCGAGACGUACCUGCAUCGCAUCGGGAGAUCAGGGAGGUUCGGUCACCUGGGCCUGGCCAUAAACCUGAUCACGUCGGAGGACCGUUUCAACCUGAAGGCCAUCGAGGACCAGCUGGUGACCGACAUCAAGCCCAUCCCCAGCAGCAUCGACAAGAGCCUCUACGUGGCCGAGUUCCACUCGGGCUCCGACGGCGACAUCGAGGAGAAGCCGGGUCGCCCGCAGGACAGCGCCUAAGACGUCAGCGCUCGCACACAGGCUCCAGGCGACUCUUCAUCUUCACCCUCAUCCCGUUCUCGGAGCCACAUGGAUUCCUUCUUAGUUUCCCCUCAUCGUUCUGUAAACAGAAAACCCCAAACCGCUGCGUUGCUCCGACUCCAGCUGAGCCGCGGUCCUCGUCGCUAGCAGCAGCAGCCGCUCCAGUCCGACCCCCGACCCCCCCAGCAUCCAGCCCCGGUUCUGUCCCACCCCACACUGCUGUUGUCACUUAAGUGCCUUACUUCCUCCACCCGCCGCCCGCCGGUACGAGCACAAACUCCCACCUCCACCCCGGUUUCCACCAACCCGCGUUAUGCAAGCGAGGACGACGCCACGCCGCUUCUGAAACCCCCCCGAGUCUCGGUGAACGUUGCAAUAAAAACGGCAGCUUUAUUUGAACCCCGCGCGACUGUUUCUGCUCCCCGAGUGACCCGGUCGGCCCAAACACCAACCCGAGUGACCCGGUCGGCCCAAACACCAAACCCCAGCACAGAUCGAACCUGCGACCACAAAGGAAAGUUUCUGUUUUGCUUUUUUUUUUUUAUUUUAUUUUAUUUUUAAAUAAUCAAGAUCCAUGUUUUGGCUGGUGGGAACCGUUACACCCGGCGGCGGCUGCUGCUGGCGCACAGAGACCUGGUUCCCUGGUUCCCGGGUCUGUACGGGACGGCUAGCGGGUUCAGAGGCGGGCGGGACGGGUGAGAACAGUCCGGCAGUCGACCGAUUAAUUACCAAUAUUUUCAAAGUCGGUGCGAAGCAGCGGUUUGGGUUUUCUGUCGGUUUCUUCUCUGGGCACAAAUCCACACGAGCAUCUACAGAUGUCUUCUUUGUUUUUGUUUUUUAAAUUGCUUUAUGUUGGAAAAGUUUCUUGGAAGCCCGGUUCUGGUCCUGGGUUGGGUCCGGAUUCACACGUAAACCCAGUCUAUCGACGUCGAGGACGGAUUUGUCGGAUUAAACGAUCAAGUUAACAGAAAAGCGAAGCGUAAAAAACACUUUAGUGAGAAAACGGUGUGUAAAACUCGGUCCCGGUCCGAUCCUGAACGGGGUUCUUCUGCUGUUAGCGCCACAGUCUGCUCAAACCCGGUUUAAACAAAACAAAAAACACAUACAAAAUAAAAGCACAGGCCAGUAUUAUAACCGUAGCAGUACCACCUCUGUCCACACGGCGGCGCAAAGAUCCUCCGUGAUGCUGCGAGCCGCUAAAAAACCUUUUCUUUGACACAGUUGUUUUACGGUGAUACAAGUGGACCGUCAGGUGAUUACAAAUACUAAAUAUGAGUUUUGGUGUCGGCCGCGAUACUUAAAACUCUGUCAGACUUCCAAAUACAAAAUAAAAGCACGCUGACUGAGGCUCAACAUUAUCUAAAACAUUUUUGUUAACCACGAAGAUUUUCUUGUUUUUGGUGGCACAACGGAGACGAAUAUAAGUACUAAAUGUGAGCGUGUGUCGGGUUGAUGAGUACUAAUGUUCAGUCUCGGGUCUGCGUGCUUUUAUUUUGUAUUCCGGGGUCGACGGUGAGGCCUGUAAAAGUAUUGGAGCAAAAAAAGGGACAUUUUCACACCUGACGCUGAUUAUCAAAGUCUACUUUUAUAACAGGGUGAACCCUUUUUUCUUUUUUUUUUUUGAUUAGUAAACAAAAAUGAUUCUCUUAAAGCCGGUGAGUAGCAGUACCACCUCUGACCACACGGCGGUACGAAAAUCUCCCGUGAUGCUGCGAGCUGCUAACGACGAAAACCUUUUUUUUGACAGUUGUUUUACGGUGCUACAACGUGGACCGUCAGGUGAUUACAAAUACUAAAUAUGAGCGUCGUUUUGGUGUCGGCCGUGAUACUUAAAACUCUGUCAGACUUCCAGAUACAAAAUAAACACGCGGACUGAGGCUCAACAUUAUCUAAAAAAAAAAUGUUUUAAUCACAAAGAUUUUCUUGUUUUUGGUGGCACAACGGAGACGAAUAUAAGUACUAAAUGUGACCGUGUGUCGGGUUGAUGAGUUCUAAUGUUCAGUCUCUUGUCUGCGUGCUUUUAUUUUGUUUUCCGGAGUCUGACGGUGGGGCCGGUAAAAGUAUCGGGGGGAAAAAAAGGGACAUUUUCACACCUGACACUGAUAAUUAAAAUCCACUUUUAUAACACAGUGAAACCUUUUUUAUCUUUUUUUUUUUAUUAGUAAACUAAAUAAUUCUCCUAAAGCUGGUGAGUAGCAGUACCACCUCUGACCACACGAGGCGCGUCACCAACGUUCCUGCAGAGCUAAACCGGCACGACCAGCUGUUUCACUCGUAAAUGCUAGUUUGACAACAGACGAGCGGAACCGGCGUUUCUCUUCGGGACGAACUCGUCUCGGGCCGGGUUAAACCGGCUGGGUUGUUAAAAAACGCAGAAGUAAAAAAAACGACUAGCUUCAACUCGAUGAGGUCUGAACUUCACCACUGCUGCAGUUCCGAUUCAAAAUUUUAGAUACUAAGAUUCAAAACAAGAUUCUUUUUGCAGAAGUGGCUCAAGUGAUUGAUGAAGAGGAAGAGGAUGAUGAUGAUGCUCCACUGACAAACUGGAGAAAUACAAACCUGCCACUGAGAAGUCGAUUUCCUCUCUUGAGAGACGAACCAGUAGACGAGGUACCGAUGGAGCACGACGACCUUAAGAUAAACUAAAUAACUGCAAAUGCGCAUUCACUGUUAAAGCUACUGUAUGCAGUAAUUCCUCGUCCCUCCACAAGGGGGCAGCAGCCUCGGGUUUACGACGUAACGGAGCAGUAUUACAAGUUGAACCGGACCGUCACUGUUCGUUUUAGUGUUGGUGGUUCUGGUGCCGGUGCAGCAGCUUUUCAUGCCCCCGUGUGGUCAGAAGUGGCUUUAAUUUCGCAUGUUUGAGCGACACAACGGCAGAAUCUGCAGCCAGAACCCUCCGGCGAGUUUUACACACCCCGUUUUCAUGAAAGCGGCAACUUGACGCGGCUUUACGGGUGUCCGGUCCCGGUCCAAACCCCCGGGUCUCCAGCGUACCCGACCAUGUGGGGGGGGGACUCUGUUUUAACAGCAGAAUUGUAGCAUCUUUGAGCAGGCAGCUGUGAAUCUUCUGUCCUCCCCUUUCAGAGCACCACUGAUUAUAAACAGAGUAUAUUUGCUUUUUAGGGUUGUUUUUUCUUCGGGGGGGGGCCGGGUUUAGCACUGGGUAACUCCUGGGGGGGUCGGGUGAGUCUCAUGUUUUCGUCGUAGACUCUUCUCCUCUCCGGCACCUGAGGGGUCUGAAGUUUUAAGUUGUUUUAUUUUUGCACCAAAAACUCCCAGAAAGCAC